AUGCAGCCCACGCCCUCUUUGCUUCAGCCUACCACCGGCGUCAAGGCCUCGAGAAAAGUCGCGAACCGCAAAGGAUCCAAAUCUAGGUUAGCCAUGCGCGAUGGCUCUGGUAGCGCGCCACCGGCAACGAACUUUGUCACAGGACCUCGAUAUGCUAAACGUCGAUCGCGCCGCGACAGUUAUCUCGAGUUCGGCGGAGGUGUUGUGCCUGGCGACUCAUGCACGGAAUCGGAACUGUCCGAAUCGUCUGAGUCACCCAUCACACCCAAUCGACACACCAACGCAGAAAGCGGCUCCAACUCAGCUCCCCCGACGACCCCAAGCUUCCCCUCCAAGCCCACGGCUCCACGGCACGGCCGAGACGGUUCGCUUCCUCGACUCGAGCUGAGCCAAACACGCAGCAGCAUCGACGAUUUCCGCUCCUUACUUGCCUUCGCAUCGCCAUCCAAUCUGCACGGCAGAAGGCUCGCAUCCUCUGCAUCCACUGCUUUGUCGACGCCUGACCUUGCUACUGCCUUUGCAGCUUCCGCCGAUAGAUCCUCGCCUCUUCCCAACAGGAACAAGCCGCAGCCUCCCAUCCCUACAUCAGCAAUCACUAUGAACAAGCCAAGCACAUCCUCAUCGAUCUCAUCCGUCACCAGCGCUGCAGUCAAGGGACAGAAGCUCCCACGGUCGCCCGCCCGGACGGUGUCGGGCAGAAACCAAAUCGUCAGCACAGACGAGUACCGACGUCACGCUCACCAUUCCAGCGGUGUGCAAAGGCAAUCCACCGCCUCGAGCUUGCCUCGAUCUGUCUCUCGAAGGGCAUUGUAUUCAUACGACAACGAUCAGCUUCGAUCGCCCACGCGAAGAACCUCCAUCUCGGAAGCCAUGCGUCAGCUCGAGGACAGUGUCCAGCGAACGCCAGACGCUAUCAACUUCAACGGGCUCGCUGCCAGCAGCAACGAUUCCGAGACCAGACGCGCUGUCCUUACAUCCAGCGCUCGUGCCAACACAACCAUGUCGCGCACCAACAGUCGUGGCUCACGCAGACACACCAAGUCCAGCAGCGAUAUGUCGGCUCGCAAUUCCACCGAGAGCUGGAGGGGCGGUGCCAUCGGUCGCGAUAUCCUUCGCAUGCUCAAUGAUGCCGAACAGCUUGACGAUACGCAAACCACGUCGUCGCUGGCUUCGAGCAAGCUGCAAGGUACGCUCGUCAGCGAGGGUGGUCAUAGCUCAGCAACAGAUCCUAGCACCGACUUGCAUGACGCAGAGCAGUUAGCCACCAUCAAGGAGCGCAUCGAGGCACCCGAAGUCGCGCUCCAGCGCCAAAUGUCGAUCGAUCUCGGCUUGAGCCCAUCGCAGACCGCUGGGCUUUUCGAAAUCGUAACACGCGGAGUCUCGACUUACUCUUCCGGAUCUGAAGAGAUCCGAGCUGGCUCGCCGGACUUCAGCUCCGCCAGGAGAGCGACUCGGCUUCCCGAUCUUGAUGAGGCGCGAGAGACUCGUCAGCACGGAAAGGUUCAUGGCUUGACCUCGCCGACCUUCGGUCCUCGACAAAGGAAAGCUUCGCAAGCCUCGAUUGCAAAUGAGCUGCUGCCAGCUCUGACCCUUGAUAGCACAGCACCAACAUUGGUCAAGAGAAGAUCGUCCAACGCCUCGUCGAUUCGCUCCCGCAAGGGUUCGUCUGAACGCUAUCACGAUGCAGGUCCUCGUCGCGCCUCGGAAGGGCUCGUGACGAUGCCGUCGCCGACCUCAACGCGCUCGGCAACGGAGGCGUAUACCACGCCGCUUCCUUCCCUUCCCUUCGCCGCAUCAACGCCGAUACCUCUCUUGCCGCCCGCCUGGAGAUGGUCUGCAGCGCAGGCAUCCGAGCCGAAUGGUCCCGAAUCGGUUUACCAGGCCGAGCUGGCAAAGGCAGUGGGCAAGGAGCGCAAGAAUCGACCUGCAGCUCUGGCUUUGGACCAGUCAGCAUUGUCCGCAUUUGCGCCUGACGGAUCGGUUUCUUCCGCCAACACGGGCGUAUUCAAAGGUCUUGCGAGUCCCAGCAGAUUGCGCGCUCCGCCUCCUUCCGCCCCUCCAACGGAGCCAUUGCCGCCUGUGCCUGAUACGCCUCUGCUCGCACCCAAGAGUCCGAUGGCACGACAGCGCCGCGGAUCGGAUUUCAGUGCGGCGGGGGUCAAUGAAGCGGAGGCGCCCAAGACGCCAAAAUUGCCUCGCUAUUCGUCCUCGACCACCGACCUGCUAACGCCAAAACACUCUUCAGAUCCGGCGUCAGCCUCGAUCUCAAGUCCCAACAGCAGGCGAGCGAUGGAGUCAGACACCAUCUCGACCGAAGGUACGAAGCAGAUUGAGACCGCGGGUCGGGUCAGGAGGCCGAGCGCUGGUGCGGUUCUAGCUGUCUCGCCAGUGCCAGAGGAGCCGCCAGUCCAUUCGCCUGCACGCGUCCCGAGUGGCGAGGACUUGCAUCAAGUUGCAAGCUCUCCAAAGACUCGAGCAGCGGACGCAGCCGCCUCGAGACGAUUGUCCAUGCGCAAGAAGGGUCGCAAGAGCCAGGAGGCGACCAAGAGUGCUGCGUCCGCCGUCGUUGCCACCGAGCAUGCAGGCGGCCAAAUCGUGUCGCCGAAGCUCACGUCGCCGAUCUUGAAAGACCAGAGACAGUUCGCCCCGACCAAGGCAGAGGAGGUGUCUCCGCGGUCGUCGCCACCCUCGCUGCCAGAAGAUGCCUUUGAGGUCGUGCAGGCUCCAGUCCGCCGCGCAAUAGCCACCGAGAAACCAUCUCGCCCCCCUCCGAGCGCUUGGAACGGACGUAAGGUCACUUCUACCGCAUCUGUGAGCAACACGAGCGACGCAGCAGACUCAUCAGAGCUGGGUCACGGACGUCUCGAGGAUCCGCGCGGCGGUGCCGAAAGCGUCGCUAGCUGUCAUUCCAACUUCAGCAGCAUCAGCAAUCGUCGUCGCGAGGUCCUCGCUGACAAGGAGGCGCUGCUCAAUGCCCUCAGCGAGCCAUCGCGGCAGGAGGUUCUCCGACGCACAGAAGGUCGUUUCGCCGGUGCAUUCGGCGAAGUGGCCCGUGCAUUCCGACAGCUGCAGGCCGACAAGACAAUGCUGGAGCAAAUCGUGCGCGAAAAGACACCCCUGAGCGGCGUCGGGGACACCAACGAGAUGCUCAGCGGUCACCUGUCCAAGAUGAACGCCAAGCUGGAACAGAACGGCGCAGAGAUCAGGAAGCUGCUGGACCUGUUGGAGCAGCAGAGGGAGGUGAUGGAGCAGAUGAUGGCCACUCACCAGUUGGAGAAGGACGCGUACGAAGAUGAGGUGAGUCACCUGCAUCGCGUGCUCGAUGAGGCAGAGGCCGAGGUGGACCACCAUCGAGCGCACGUGUUGAAGCUCAACGAGGAGCUGGUCAAGGCUCAUACAGGGAUUGCGCAGGCGAAUGCGGAUGCAACACGUGCCAGGACGAUGCUGACGGAAGAAGCACGGAAGCGGGAGAAGGUCGUACAGCUGCUCCGACAGGCAAAGGACAGACUGAGGGAGGUGGAAUCGGACAACGACCGCUCCGUCGAUGGCGCGGAUGUGGAACGCCUCUCGCCCGAAGUGCAUCGCGCCUCUUCGUCCGAGAACGAGGUCGCCCAGCUGCGCCGAAUGCUCGAGGACCGAGACCAAGAAAUCGCCUCCCUACGUCUUUCGCACGCGGACGCAGCGAUGCACCACGACGCAGACGACUCUCUCUCCAUCGGCCACGACUCCACCUCUACACCAGCCGAAGAAAUCGCCCGUCUUCGCGCCCAGCUCACCGAACAGCGAUCACGGGAAAAGCAAAUCCGCACAGCCUACGUUUCCGUCCGCGAGGAGUUGCGCAAAGUCAACCUCGAACGACGUCGCUCUUCAGCAGGGUCCGUUCAGGCACUCACCGUCCCGCAACCGCCCGCAACAGCCGGCUCACGCUAUCCCCGGGUCGUGACGCCUGAACCGGGGGAUAGGAAGCUGAAGCGUCUCAGUCUGCCGAUUGUUGCCAGAGCUUCGGGGUUGGUGGCGCCCCCAAUUGGCGGGUACGCAGAGUGGGCGGGUCAGGGGAGGUGUCCAAGUCCGCUGUCAGCGAGGUCGCCCACCAGUUCAGUGUUGGAAUUGGUGGGAGAGUAG
Kalmanozyma brasiliensis GHG001 is the source of this 4122-nucleotide messenger RNA. RefSeq lists its product as uncharacterized. Lineage: Eukaryota; Fungi; Basidiomycota; Ustilaginomycetes; Ustilaginales. The coding region runs from base 1 to 4122 and encodes 1373 amino acids. The record is from RefSeq and is a predicted model, not a curated record. The transcript has a single exon.